AUGUCACACGAACAAUCAAAUGUGGUGGCCGUGUUCUUUUCGGAGUUCAAUAUGAAGUCGGGAUACAAGCUCUUGUGGUCAAAGGCAGCAAACGAUGUGUCACUCGAAGGGGUCGAGUACAAAUCGCUUCCUAGUGGAAUCCAUGACUUGCAAGAAGCAACAAUAUUUCUAAGUCACAAGUCAGGCAACAGCCUCCUUUAUGGAUUAAGUUGCUUCAAACAGUUUGCAAUUGAUAGUAGCAAGACAGAUGAUCGAGACAACUUGAGAAUGUAUUCAGUUGGUGUUUUGUGUGAGCCAAAGGAAAGCGACUGGAAACCAAACGAAUUUAUCAAUAACGGCUGGGAGUACAUUGAGGAGCUAAAGGAUGUAUUAAGUGAGAUAGAAGCAGAUAUUAUUAGGAAAAAGGAAGCAGGGCUUGAGCUUGAUUUGGACUUGACCAAGAUUGGAAAAGACUUGCAGCAGGUUGGUUCUGCUGGUUCCAGCUUGAAUAUUCCUGGUGCCGAGCCAAGCAAAGGUAAGCAUUUACUACUAAAUCUACCCCCGAUGUUUGAAACUUUGGGUCCCCUCAUAUUUGCCAUUUACAAACAAAGCCUUUUAAGGAAGAAUAUCUUGUUUUUCAAUGAGAUGCAUUUGAACAGUGAUGCCGAAACAAGCGAGGGCCAAUUAGUAGCCAAAGACUACUAUAGCCUUCUUUCCUCCUUUAGCUACUUAAUAUCUGUUUUAUCGGUGGUUCCAAAAAGUACAAAAUUGUCCAACCCAGGACUUCACGCUCAGCAACCAUUAUACAACAUCGGCUUGAACGAUCUUUCCUCGAAUCUACUCCAACAGUUUCAAAAAUCCAACAACGGGUAUGUAGCAGUUACCAGUGACGAAAUAUUGAAGGGCCACCCAAUCUAUGAUAUCGGUGUUGAAGUGGGCCAUACGAUAAAGGUAUUUGGUCGAGACAAGAACGGUAUCAAAGCUACAAUACGAGACUAUCACAAAUUCCAAGUGCUAUAUUCCGACCUUGUUGCUGAAAAUCUUGAUUUCACCAACAAUUCAAAUGUAUCUACAGACGACUUAAGCUCAGUCACAUCUCGAACCGAUAAUGAUGAAAAUUCAAUACAAUCUUCUCGUGUGGCUGCGAAAAUGUAUGCUGAUAUUUCACCCAGGUUCAAUAACGAACCACUAUGGUGGCAGCAUGAUGCAGUUGAGCCUGUUUCGUGGGCAGAAUCAAUCUGGUCAGCUUUUUCAUGGUUUGCAUCUGCUGGGCAACAACUCAACAUGGAAGAGGAACUUCCAGAUGUAAAGUUGAAUAAGAAGAUUGACUUGCUUGACCUCAUGCACGUUGUGGGUUACUUCCAUCAAUUGACCUCGAAGUGGCUCAAUUACAUUGAUGAGGCUAUAAACGAGUCUUCGGAAGAGCAUCUGAGUAACUAUGACAGUUCUGAAGAUGAGCAACUCGUUAUCAAAGUCGAACUUGAUCUUUCUUAUCAAGACAUGCUUGACAUGGAAUUGGAUCCUUACAGCCAACAAGAUGUUCAAUUCUUGAAGGAGUUUGUUAUGUUGUAUUUUCAAGACAGAGUAGAAAGUGUUGAAGUAGGUUACAAUUUGAGCAACAUUUGUUGUUAG
Messenger RNA from Lodderomyces margitis, 1611 nucleotides. RefSeq lists its product as uncharacterized. Bases 1 to 1611 code for a protein of 536 amino acids. NCBI's taxonomy places the organism in Eukaryota, Fungi, Ascomycota, Pichiomycetes, Serinales, Debaryomycetaceae. Gene Ontology annotation, cellular component: lipid droplet. The transcript has a single exon. The record is from RefSeq and is a predicted model, not a curated record.